GUAGUAUUUGUAUUAUCAGUUUUCAUGACUUUUUUAUUUUGCGCCACUCGGACUAUAAAAGUGCGUUGGUAUGCCGGUUCCAGUAUAAGUUACUUUUUGAGAUUAUCAAUUCCCCUCACAUUCGUUUUCCGACAUUCACUUAUAACACUGUAAUCGUAAUUCUAAGAGUAACUGAGCCAAGUUAGUCGCAGUGGCCCCUCCAAUCUCUAAUCAUAUCUAAGUAAGACCAGUAAAGUUUGGUGGACUGUGGACAGGUGUUCAUACUGAAAUUCCAGUUCAAAGUGUUCAGGCAACUGAAUCUGCAGCAAUAGUGUCUCCAGUGUAAAGUUAACGAAUUCAUCAAAACUUCUAUAAAGCGAAUAAUCCGGUCUGUUAAAAAUACCCGUGGGUUUUUAUUCAUUGCGGAUUUCCCAUUGCGGAAAGAUUUGAGAAAGUUUCUAUUCACCACCUUAUCAUCAUCAUCGACACGUGCGGUAAGCAGCAUUAAGAAGAUGCCUUGCCCAUUCUUGAGUCGUCUGAGUACAAAUUUUGUACGCAACUAUGCUCCUGCACUGCUCCAAGCCUAUGGAGCUCAAUGUCCAGUUAUGGCACGAACGGUCACCUCUAUGGGAGGUAACAAUAGUGGCCCUGGUGGAGUCAAUGUUGGAGACAAUACGACCACUAACAAUCUAAUUGAUGCGGCCGUUCAACAAGCUCGUAAUAUUAGCUCGUUGUCGACCGUCGAAGAGGAGAAGGUUUCAAACCUACCGGUGGAUAAGAAAUGCCCCUUCCUCGCCGAUACCAAGGCGUCUUCUUUGAUUAAAGAAGUUCGCGAAGAAAUUCAAGACAUUCCUAUCUCAUCGGACCGAACUACAUUUCCAUAUGAGACAUUUUUCCAUAAUCAAUUGAUGAAGAAGAAGAAGGACCAUUCCUAUCGCGUUUUCAAGAAGGUUAAUCGAUUGGCGGGCGAAGGUCAAUUCCCCCGUGCAUUCGAGUAUUCGAGCGGAGAGAAACCGAUAACGGUGUGGUGUUCGAAUGACUAUCUGGGCAUGUCUUGUCACCCGGAAGUCAAAAACGCUGUCCGGGAAGCAUUAGAGAAGCACGGUGCUGGCGCCGGUGGAACCCGUAAUAUCUCGGGCAAUUCGCUUUUCCACGAACGUUUGGAAGGUCGCCUCGCUGAACUGCAUCAGAAAGAGGCAGCUCUGCUCUUCACUUCCUGUUUCGUUGCUAACGAUUCGACGCUAUUCACAUUGGCGAAAUUGCUACCAAACUGCCAUAUUUUCUCGGAUGCCGGAAAUCACGCUUCAAUGAUUCAAGGAAUCCGCAACAGCCAAGUACCGAAGCAUAUAUUCCGUCAUAACGACCCGGCUCAUUUGCGAGAACUCCUAUCGAAACUCGAUAAAAACGUUCCGAAAAUCGUAGCAUUUGAAACGGUUCAUUCUAUGACUGGAGCAAUAUGUCCUUUGGAAGAACUAUGCGAUAUAACUCACGAAUUUGGCGGCUUGGCGUUUGUUGAUGAGGUCCACGCGGUUGGUUUGUACGGUGAGCAUGGAGCGGGUGUUGGCGAACGCGAUAAUCAACUGCAUAACAUGGACAUCAUCUCUGGAACCUUGGGAAAAGCAUUUGGCAAUAUCGGUGGAUAUAUCGCGGGAACUUCUCGGUUGAUUGAUACAAUUCGUUCCUACGCUGCUGGUUUCAUUUUUACUACUUCACUGCCACCAACUGUUCUAUGCGGAGCGUACAAAGCUGUGGAUAUUUUGGCUUCUGAUGAAGGAAGAGAGUUGAGGGAGCGCCAUCAGGAUAAUGUGAGAUAUCUAAGGAAUUUGUUACAGCGCGAGGGAUUCCCGGUUGAGCAUACGCCCAGCCAUAUUAUACCCGUUAAGCUUGGCGAUCCGCAAAAAUGCACACAAAUCUCGAACAUGCUUAUCCAAGACUAUGGCCACUACGUUCAAGCUAUCAACUAUCCAACGGUCGCUCGUGGUGAAGAAAAACUUCGUUUAGCACCGACUCCAUUCCAUACACGUCCAAUGAUCGAUACGCUCGUAGGUGACAUGAAGAAAGUCUGGAAACGCUUGGAACUACCAUUGAACGGGCCAACAUGUUCGGAACAAUGCUCUUUCUGUAGCCAACCUGAACUAUUCAACUUCUAUGAAACUCGUGUUCGUGGCAACAAUUACACUUCGAAAAUCGCAUGUGCAAUUCCUAAUUGCCCGAGAAUGGUGUCAGCAGCGGCAUAAGUAUUAGAUGAUGCGCUGGUAGAGAAGCAAAUCUCUUGGGCCUAUUGUAAUGACCCGUCCGAGAUUUUAAUUGUAGAUGAAUUAUUGUCACUGUUUCACGUGUUUUUUGGUCCAAUUGGAGUAGUUCAAUUGAAAUUUAUUACACUUUGUAUUUUUUUAAAUGUUUUCUAAAUGGCCUGGCCUCCCUAUCACUUGGAUAAAAUAUCUAAAAUUUCUUGUAACCUAAUGCAAAAUAUGUGACAGUUAUUUGUAUGUGGCAAUAGCGUUUGAGACGCUUCAAAUAACAGAAAUUUUUGGUUAAUAAAUGGUGUUCGGAGCAUGCAUGAUUA
This is a messenger RNA of Hermetia illucens (black soldier fly), 2545 nucleotides long. RefSeq names its product 5-aminolevulinate synthase, erythroid-specific, mitochondrial (gene Alas). Gene Ontology annotation, cellular component: mitochondrion; mitochondrial matrix. The record is from RefSeq and is a predicted model, not a curated record. Gene Ontology annotation, molecular function: pyridoxal phosphate binding; 5-aminolevulinate synthase activity. Lineage: Eukaryota; Metazoa; Arthropoda; Insecta; Diptera; Stratiomyidae. Gene Ontology annotation, biological process: erythrocyte development; hemoglobin biosynthetic process; heme biosynthetic process. The coding region runs from base 492 to 2216 and encodes 574 amino acids. The transcript is spliced from 3 exons.